Messenger RNA from Eriocheir sinensis (Chinese mitten crab), 1564 nucleotides. RefSeq lists its product as uncharacterized. The record is from RefSeq and is a predicted model, not a curated record. Bases 144 to 608 code for a protein of 154 amino acids. Lineage: Eukaryota; Metazoa; Arthropoda; Malacostraca; Decapoda; Varunidae. The transcript is spliced from 3 exons.
AAGGGCCGCACUCACUCCCGCCGCAGACCUCGUACUGUCAACACCAUCCCCGGGGCGUGGCUGAGGCUCUCCUACCUACUCCUGCUUCCUCUGCUACGGGUUCGGGUGCAAGGUUCUUCGUGGCUCGCUCAGACCUCAGCGGAAUGUGCAACGCUGCCUCAAGAACUGGCCUCCUCCUGGUCCUCAUCCUCGUAGGCAGUGAGUGCGAGUGUGCCCGACACAAGCGCCAGGACCUCAUCCCGUCCCCUCGCGUGGGCAAGCGGGUCAUGCUGCGAGGCGACGACCGCGGCGACAUGGACGUGAUCCUCAAGGACAUCACGGACACAGUGGACACCCGACCCGAGCUUUUGCGGGAGGGCGGCGACGGGGAGUGGGCGCCUGUCUUGGCCGGCCCAGGCCGCGAAAUGCACCAGAACAGCGUCUACGAGUGGCCGCACCAGCACAUCCCCGCCCUCCGCCGCCCACACUCCCGCCGGGCCCCCCAGCAGACGCCCCUCAGCCCCGCGUACCUCCAGGAGUUGCCUUCGUUAUACGACUACCUGCGGAGAGCGGAGGCGUUGACCAGUGACCCCGGCGAUGGCGAUUCCCGGAGCAAACUCGCGUUGUAGACCAAAGGAAGGAAGAAACGAGUGGCUGAGGCGGUAAAGCGGGGGAGUUAGCCCGUAGAGAGACUUUACCGACAUCUUUACCGCCCGUCGUGCCUCUGAAAACUCCCUCCCAACCCAAGACCAAUGGCGGUGGGUGCCGUUACAAAGGCCAAACUUAUGGAAAAACUCAAGUCGUCGGUGACAUCAAGAUCAAGAACAUGUAACCCUCCGCGCUGGAACGCCGCGCCAAGCGAUUCUUUACCAAGGCCACCCUCCUCCCCCAUCCAGUACUCACCAAACAGCUGGGCUCGCUCUCUAACAAAUAAUAAAAACUAAACAAAGACGAGUAUUUUUUAAAGUCUCCCUCCUUUAAAGUAUUGAAAUCAUCUCCUCCACUUCUUGUCAUCUUGCUAGGCCUAAUUUCAUCACUUUUUCUGCCUUACUCGUUUUUUUAUUUUAUUUUAUUUAUUUACUUAUUUUGCAUUAUUUUAGAAGCCUAAUCUAAAAUCUCCUGAGAAAUGUCGCCUCCGAGGAAAACUGAUCGAACGUUUCAAAAUACUCAAUGGUUUUGCGAAUGUGGACAAACCCAAUUGUUUAUUCUCGACGACACGCUCCGAACGAAAAAUAAUGUCACAAAACUUAAGUGUAAACAAAUAAAUUCAGACUACCUACACCAAAUUUUUCUUCACCAACGUUGUAGAGUGAGAAUGGAAUAAACUCCCUCCUUCCUUCAGCUAGUGGUGGUCCAGUGCAACACGAUUGACAUUUAAAAACAAGCUCGACCGACACUUUCUUCAACUUAAUAUUCACUCAAGUAGAAUUGCGGUCCUGGUGGCUUUCGAUCCGAUAUAAUUUCACUAGUCUGGACCAUAGGAAAUGUGUGGUCUGAAUGUAUAUGUGAGUCUAUGUAAAUCUGUUAAUCUUUGGUAGAAUUUAAAACACCAAUUUCACCAUGCCACGUCACCCUAACAAUCUUA